CUGGAUGACGUAGAAAUGACGUGGAUUUGACAUAUGUGGGAUCUCGUGGUGUGUGGUGUUAGGUUAGACUACAAACAACCACAGAUAGGUUGGUGACAUGCAAUGCGGCCUUUCCGUGUUUUCAAGUUGUUGGUGUUUCUUAUGUUACUGGUGACGUUUUCGCUAUAUAUCUUAGUGUCCAAUGAGGAAGCGAACCACCAAUCUCGGAGACCCCAGGGCCAUGAUGUGUACGACGUAGCUGUAGUUGAUCCUCCUGCGCCGCAUCCAAUACGAAACGUGGUUAGAAGUCGUGAAAACGAGCCCAUUCACUUCGCUCAAGGAAAACCGCUGUCAAGUUCAAGGACUGUUGAUCCCCGCGGUCAAAAUGAUACGAAGAAUAUUUCUUCUCCCAACAACACAUUCAAUAAAGUCCGAGAUGGAAAUGAAAUUUUUGAGAAAUCAUCUCAACCUAAAAUCAACUUCAAAAGCAUUGAUGACAUGAAGGCUGCAAUGUUAGAGACAAAUCACCGGCAACACAUACGAAAUUUGGACAAGUUUCCAACACGACCUUCUGACGGUGUCGUGAUUGUCGUACAGGCUCACCAAAGACACGAAUAUCUUCAGUACUUAGUGAACUCGAUGAGAACAGUGCCUGAAAUUAACGAAGUGUUGCUGGUAAUUAGUCUUGACUGGUACAGUGACGAAAUGAAUGCUAUAGUGGACAAUAUUGAUUUCUGUCAGGUAGUUCAGUUAUUUUACCCGUACUCAAUUCAGGUCUAUCAAGAUGAAUUCCCAGGGUUCCAUCCCAAUGAUUGUCCAAGAGAUAUGCCCAAAUCAAAAGCGGAGGAAGUGAAAUGCAACAAUUGGGAGAAUCCCGAUCAAUACGGCCAUUAUAGGGAGCCGAAAUACACUAUGACAAAACACCACUGGUGGUGGAAGUUGCAACAUGUAUUCACUGGUUUACAAGCCACAGUUAGCCAUGAUGGUUUAGUACUGCUGUUAGAAGAAGAUCACUUUGUGACUCCUGAUUUCUUAUCAACACUUAAAGUGAUGUAUAAUUUCAAAAAAAGUGCGUGUCCUGAAUGUGACAUAUUAACACUUGGUACUUAUGACAAGACUAUACACUAUUCAGAUCGGAGCAACAAGGUUGAUGCUUUAUUAUGGCAUGCAAGUAAACAUAAUAUGGGGAUGGCGAUGGACAGGAAAACAUUCAACAAGCUACAGGGAUGUUCUAGAGAAUUCUGUACAUUUGACGACUAUAACUGGGACUGGACUUUACAGCACAUUAGCAAGCAUUGUAUGUCAAGUUCACUAAUGGCUAUAGUUGUAAAGUCACCCCGAGUAUUCCAUAUCGGUGAAUGUGGUGUGCAUCAUAAUGGGAAGCAGUGCAACGUUGCUGACAAAGUCAAUCACAUUAAGGACAUACUUCAAAAAAACUCAAUGUUCCUGUUUCCAAAAGAGUUGCACCUUGGUCAGAAAACAAAGACAAUGACUGCUAAGCCAUCUAAACCGAACGGCGGCUGGGGCGACAUCAGGGACCACGCUUUAUGUAUGACAUAUGGCAAAAAAGUAGUUUAAAAGGACAUGUUGGAAAGACCUCAGUUUACUGGAUGGACUGCGGUAUCUGCACAAAGAUGAACUUUAUGGGAAUGUCUCAGAGGAUGUAGUUGAAUAAAUUUAUGUAAUUUGAGCAGAAUAUCUAAAUUAACAAUUAUAGCAAAUGAUUGUGAUUCAGAAAAAAAAAAUCACUAUCAUUGUCACAAAAUGGUGAAGUGCGCCACCACA
Molecule: messenger RNA, 1764 nt
Organism: Saccoglossus kowalevskii
Lineage: Eukaryota; Metazoa; Hemichordata; Enteropneusta; Harrimaniidae
Product: alpha-1,6-mannosyl-glycoprotein 2-beta-N-acetylglucosaminyltransferase-like
Biological process (GO): protein N-linked glycosylation; oligosaccharide biosynthetic process
Cellular component (GO): Golgi stack; Golgi membrane
Molecular function (GO): alpha-1,6-mannosylglycoprotein 2-beta-N-acetylglucosaminyltransferase activity
Source: RefSeq, a predicted model, not a curated record